AUGGCACCUGAUACCCGAACAACCUGCUUCGAUGCUCGACUGCUCCGUGGCCUUGUAGGUACUGAGGUCACCACAUAUGACCUUGCCUCGGAUGGAGCGUCACCAGAUUAUACCCCCCUCGCCCCUUCCACCGAGCCCUCUUGCGUUACGACCUCUGCUUUGGCGGCUUCUCCAAUGACAGUCAUGUCUGCCUCGUCAGGGAUCUCCCGAACGUGGGUCAUCACGGAGAAACUCUCGGAGAGGGCAGCCCCUCUGGCAGAUCACGAUGUCAAGAUGGGCCGCGGGUCAGCUAAGACUGUUGGCAAGUUUCUGUGCCACCUUGCGGAGGACCCAAAUCAGAUAGCGUUUAUGCGAAUCUACCAACAGAUUCCUAUCACUGGAACGGAAGACGCUGAUCACGACAUAUUGGCUAGACAGGCCGUUCCUCCUGGAGUGUGUGGCGAGCUAGAGUCCUUCAAACUAUUGCAGACUGGGCGUUGUAACGCUGUUCCUCGCUUUCUUGGCCACGCAGAAAGUACACAAGGGGACGAUGACCUCGUUCCUGGCGGCUACAUUAGAUACCUUGUGUGGGAAAAGGUCCCCGGGGAGCCCCUGACAAAGGAAUUCUUCUGGAGCUUGGAUGACACGGCACGCAAAGAUAUCCGUUCCAAGUUCCGUGUGGCCUAUGAGUAA
This is a messenger RNA of Penicillium subrubescens, 672 nucleotides long. RefSeq lists its product as uncharacterized. Bases 1 to 672 code for a protein of 223 amino acids. The transcript has a single exon. Lineage: Eukaryota; Fungi; Ascomycota; Eurotiomycetes; Eurotiales; Aspergillaceae. The record is from RefSeq and is a predicted model, not a curated record.